GGGCAUCUCGGCAGCAACACUUGAGAUCGGUCAAUGCCAUCCGCUAAAGAAACAUGGAUGAAUGACCAGCUACGGAGAACUAGUGAUGUUGCUGUAAGAAUGCCACCCCAGUACACUUCUCGCUUCUUUUCACUUUUUCUGGUCUUCUGCAACGUUUUGGGGACACUAGCGAAAUCCCUACCGGACCAGACAGCAGUUGAGGUGUCAGUCAAAGUUCAGGUUUUCGAUAACAGUGACCUCUCUCCCUUGGUGGACGCUGAUGUGCAAGUGUACGGAAACCAGUCGGCGCUGCCGUCCAGCAAGUCGGGCAAAGAUGGGAUGGUCACCGUCAAAUUCCACUACCGCCCUGGCACCUGGGUCAUCGUGACAGCCUCGAAGCGCGGCUUCAUCACCAACUCUGCCCCAUGGCAUGCUAGUCGAAUACCCUUGUAUGCUUCAGUCAGCCUGUACCUUCUGCCUCAGAAGCCCGCCACACUCAUCCUGUAUGAUGACAUGGUUCAGCUGUUGCUCGGAUCCCCAGGGGCAAAGAAUCAGCCGUGGGUGCAUCUCCAACGGAGAGCGAUCCGUGCCGGACUCAACACGUCCGACCUGGCCCUCUCUGCAGUGCUGACCGCCGCCAGGAGCCAAUAUGAGAUCGGGGGCUUCCCCUACCCUCUGGGCCUGGAGAUCAAUGGCACAGGCCCCAACAGUACCUGGGUGGAGUUGACGGCAGUGGCGGCGGUAUGCGCCCUCCUCUCCGCCCAGAACGGCAGCACCAUCCCCGUCUCCGACCCCAUCCACGUCUCCAUCCCCCUGCCGUCUGACUCGCCCGUCAAGAUGGCCACCAGCGUGCCUGUCUGGCGCUACGACGAGCGCUCAGGCCUCUGGAUGCGGAGUGGAGCAGGCUACAUUAGGAAAGAUGGCUCCCUCAUGAUCUGGAGCUUUGUGGCACCUCAGCUGGGAUAUUGGCUGGCAGCAUUCCCAUCCUCUACAGGCACCGCUCUGAACCCCUAUGGCCUGCGUGACAUCACCACCUACCACACCAUCUUCCUGCUGGCUAUCCUGGGCUCCAUGGCCCUACUGGUCCUCAUCCUCCUGUGUGUCCUCCUCUACUACUGCAGGAGGAGGUGCCUGAAGCCGCGUGCUCCGCUCCGUAAACGGCACCUGUCGUCCGCGCUGGACAGCUCCAAGCGGGACCAGUGCACCUCCACGUCCCAGCUGCACCUCAUCAGCAGCGGUCACCUGGAGACCGCCUCCUGCAUGGGCGACGGCGACGGCGUCAAGUCCGAUAUCUCGUCCACGCGCGACCUGCACAGCUCGCGCGAGGAGUUCUUCCGGAACGCUCCGACGUCCGCCUCCGCCGCACAGAAGCUGCGCCACUCGAAGGUGAACUCGGACACGCUCACACGCCGUGGUGGUGGUGGAGGAGGAGGAGGUGAUAGGGAGAGCUUCCAGCUGAAGGUGAGCUGCUCCACCAACACCACCAGUAACCUGGACCCACUGCUGCUCCGCGACGACUGCAGCGGCCGCUACAGCUCAGGGGACGACGGCAGCCACCACCACCACCACCACCACCACAACGCCAAGGACAACCAGGGCUACACCUCGGACCCGCCCUCGCCUCCCCCUCUCCUGCCCCCCUUCGCGGGCCACUACCAGGAGGGCAAGCCCCCGGAGUACUCGGCCUCCCAGCCCCCCGUGGGCAACACCCAGGGCCAGCUGGUGUUCUGCCACUCCAUGGAGCAGAUGACGGAGAGCAUGUACCGGAGCGUUGUGCCCACGCUGGUCAUCCCGGCCCACUACGUGCAGCUGUCCUCCGACCUGUCGGCCAUCGAGCAGGCCAUGGAGCGCCAGCAGCAGCUGCAGCACGACAUGGAGGGCAUCCAGGUCAGCAUGACCCUCCCGCGGCCUGGACAGGGUCAGAAGCCGCCGCAGCAGCAGCAGGACGGCCAGAGCCAGCCGUCGCAGCCGAGGCGAGAGGAGGACGGCGGUGCCGGGGAGCGGCCGGUACCGGGCGAGGGCCACGACGACGGCCGCAAGGACUGGACGCCGGACCCGUCCUCGGGUCCCGUCCGCAUCCCGGUGCUGUUCAACGACUCCACCAUGGCGCAGAUGAACGGCGAGCUGCAGUCGCUGACCGAGAAGAAGCUGCUGGAGCUGGGCGUCAAGCCGCACCCGCGCGCCUGGUUCGUCUCGCUGGACGGCCGCGCCAACUCGCUGGUGCGCCACUCGUACAUCGAGGGGCUGGGCGCCGAGAGCACGGCGGGGGGCGGGCGCCUGCCCAUCAUCACCACCACGGGCAUGGAGCACGAGCCCACCCGCCGGCCGCCCAGCUCCCGGGCCUCGGGCAUCCCGCAGCUGAGGCACGGAGCGGGCGAGCGGAAGACCAAGGACGCCGUCGCCGUCGUCCCGGAGCAGCGCAAGCUGCACGGCAAGUCGUACUCGAAGCUCCCCGUGAUCGAGCUGCCCGAGCCGCCGGACGGCAGCGACGACGGCGGCGGCGAGAGCCACCAGGGGGCGGUCUACUCUCCCGAGGACGGCUCCGCGGCGCCGCUGCUAGGCGAGGAUGCGGCGACACCGGCCGCCCGGGGCGACACCUUCCCGCGCCGCAACCGCAGCCGCGACAACAGCGCCCGGAGCAGCACCAGCACCAGCGCCGACGUCCGCAGGGACUCGGCGACCAGCCCCGACGACGACGGAGAGCACUACGCCGACGACAAAGACGACGACGGCGAGAACAAGAAGAGCCCGUGGCAGAAGCGCGAGGAGAGGCCACUCAUGGUGUUCAAAUAGAAGGGAAGGACGGGGCAG
This is a messenger RNA of Sardina pilchardus (European sardine), 2790 nucleotides long. It is a transcript of the gene fam171a2a, whose product is annotated as family with sequence similarity 171 member A2a. The transcript has 9 exons. The record is from RefSeq and is a predicted model, not a curated record. NCBI's taxonomy places the organism in Eukaryota, Metazoa, Chordata, Actinopteri, Clupeiformes, Clupeidae. Bases 34 to 2772 code for a protein of 912 amino acids.